ACACUGAAGGAAAGAAUGAGGAGAGACGAGUCUCGGCCUGUCUCUGAUCUUAGAGACCCUGUGGACACAGAACCCACAAACGAGGAGUUUAAUACAGAACCGCCCCCUACAGGUUUGGAGGUCGAGGUUAAUUUAGAAAGUGAUGAAGAUGUGAAGAAUGACGAUGCUGAUCCUGAUGAAUCACACGCCGUUUUCAGGAUAAACACAUCCCCCCCGAGUUUUCACAACAGCCAAGUGCAUGAAUGUGCAGGGGUCAAAGGUCAACUUCUGUCAGAACACUUGGUUGCUCAAGCGGCAGCUAUAACUUCAGAAGAGGAAAGUUCAGAUAGGAGAUCGAUUUCAAAAGCCCCGUGCAGCGACGCCGUGAUUCAGGAAAAUAUGACAGCAAAGAACACCUCAUCGGCCGCUGCCAUGGAGACCGGCGAUGACAUCACUCUGGUUAAUAAAGGUUCGCCAUCUGGGGCCGUACAGCCGAGUACAGACGAGAUGGAUGGCGUCACGAUAUCUCACCAGCCAGACACGGCGCCACCGAAAGAGGAGAAGAUCAUCGAGGAGGAGAUGAAAUUGACUGAGAGAUUUAUAUCACAAGAACAGAAAAGGUGCGACCUGAGUCCAGAAGUCUGUCUAAACAGAACCGGAGGAGAACCAGCCACAUCCACACUCAGAUACCAGCAUCUCAUUGGUCCACAUGGAAACACAGGACUGCAGGGACCUCAGGGUCCUAGUGGACUGCCUGGAGCUCCAGGGUCAAAAGGAGAAAAGGGCUUUGCAGGAAUGAUGGGUCAGACGGGACAGAAUGGUUAUCGAGGGCCGAUGGGUCCGCCUGGCAUUCCUGCCAUCGUCGUGUGGAUGGCAUCAGAGGAAGAGUGGAAAGAGUUUAGGAAGAGUAAACUCUAUAAAAAGCUCAUGGCGUCAUGGCCGAGACAGAAAGGAUGACCUGGACCCCCGGGGCAACCCGGAGACCCUGGGCCACCUGGCCGUUUGGGAGUUCCAGGGAAACAGGGCAAGAAAGGAGUCACAGGGUCGAUUGGGAGAGCAGGGACACCUGGGAUACCUGGACCUCCUGGAAGACCAGGCCAAGACGGCACGCCGGGAAAAGGAGGAGACCCGGGCCAGCCGGGACCACGAGGAGAAAACGGUCCAAAGGGAUACAGAGGCGAGCGAGGUAGUAAAGGGGAGCUGGGUGAGUGGGGUUACACUGGAGAACCGGGACCUCAGGGUGAGAAAGGCAGGAACGGGGAGAAGGGAAAUAAAGGGAAAGCUGGUCAGAUUGGAAUAACUGGAUAUGCUGGGCUGCCUGGACCGCGAGGACAGCAGGGGAUCAUGGGAAGACGCGGCCCUCCUGGAGAAGCCGGAUGGCCCGGGUUUACAGGAGCUCCAGGUCCGACUGGGCGCAUGGGGCCGAGAGGUGAAAAGGGAUUGGGAGGAGUUAAAGGACCUCCUGGUCAGCCUGGUGAGAUUGGACCGAGAGGAGGAGUUGGGAAACCGGGAGAUCCAGGUCCUGAAGGCAUUACGGGAUUUCAUGGCGACGGCGGGCUGCAGGGUAAACCAGGGCGAGAUGGGCCUCCAGGUCCCAAAGGAGAUCCUGGACAGAUUGGUACCGAAGGCUCCAUUGGAGACCCGGGGCCACCAGGACAACCAGGUGUUUCUGGACAAGUGGGAAAACCAGGACCCUCAGGUGAUCCAGGUCUGAAAGCUGAGCGAGGAGAUAAAGGAGAGCCGGGUGAAAAAGGAGGACAGGGUUCUCCUGGUCCUCCUGGUCUUUCUGGGUUCCGUGGACGAGCAGGUCGCUCAGGUGUUCAGGGAGAACCCGGGCCGACCGGAUCCGCUGGAUCACGAGGACCACAGGGUUUCGAAGGAAGUGCUGGAGAUCAGGGCAAACAGGGCCAAGAUGGUCCCAAGGGAGAACGAGGUCCUGAUGGUGUAAAUGGAUCUCCGGGACCGAGAGGUGAUAAGGGUCGUCUGGGUCGCAGUGGAUUCACGGGUCUGCCAGGACCUUUGGGUGAAAUGGGAAGAUCAGGAGAGCGAGGACCUGAAGGAGAGCCUGGUAUCAAGGGUAGAACAGGAUUUCCAGGAGGACCUGGAGCUAAAGGCCUGAAGGGACUUCAGGGGUUUUCAGUGAUUCGAGGACAAGAUGGAAUUCACGGUUCUCCAGGUCUCAGAGGAGCACUAGGAGCAAAUGGAGACCCAGGUUCCAUAGGACAAAGGGGUUUGCAGGGGAAGCCCGGUGCUCCUGGUGUACAAGGUCCUGUUGGAACAAACGGAGAGCCGGGAAGCAGGGGAACCGCCGGCCAACCUGGAAAUCCUGGAGUGAAGGGAAUAAAAGGGACUGAAGGUCCAAAGGGACGUCCUGGCAGUCCAGGGCAGAAGGGAGUUCGAGGACACGAGGGUCCUAAAGGACAACCUGGACAUCCAGGAGCUCGAGGUCUGCAGGGAGUAAAGGGUUACCGAGGAGCUCUGGGUGUGCAGGGGAAUAUGGGAGCCUGGGGUAUGAUUGGCCUCCAGGGGCCACCAGGGGAUCAAGGGCCUCAAGGACCAACCGGACCUGCAGGAGUGCCUGGAUAUCCUGGUAAAGAUGGACCAGCAGGAGCUUUAGGACCUCAAGGAGAAAAAGGAGAUAAGGGAGUUAAAGGAGCAGAGGGAGAAGAGGGAGUGUCUGGUGUCGAUGGUGAGGAGGGCGGAGUUGGACUCAGGGGAUCAGUCGGGCGUCUGGGAUUUAAAGGAGCGCCAGGUGAGCGGGGAAGUCCUGGAUUCCGUGGAGUUCCUGGAUUAAAAGGUGUCAGAGGAGAACGAGGGCCUCACGGACCAGAGGGAAUAAAGGGAACGACUGGACGAGAAGGACAAAGUGGCCUUCAAGGGCAAUCCGGAGAGCAGGGUCCCCCUGGAGAAAAGGGUCAGUCUGGAUCCAGAGGACGUCUGGGUUCGGCAGGCAAAUACGGACCAGGCGGAGAAACUGGACCUGAGGGUGCAAAGGGUAAUAAAGGUGAACAUGGGCUUACUGGUGAGAGCGGGAUCCAGGGGCCUCCAGGUUCUGCAGGUGGACCAGGAUUACUAGGUUUAAUAGGAAACAGAGGUCCUGCGGGAGAUAACGGACACCACGGGCUGAAAGGAGACGCUGGUGAACAAGGGGAACCUGGAGCGCUGGGGCAAGAAGGGCCAGCAGGUAUUGAAGGGUCAAGAGGAAAGAAAGGAGAGGCCGGAGAACCAGGCAAAUAUGGACCUGUGGGACCCCUGGGACCUAAAGGGCCUCCUGGAGAAAAAGGUACACCAGGACCUGCUGGACCUCCAGGUAACACGGGGAUCAAAAGUCAACCAGGACCAAAAGGGGAAAUGGGACUUCCUGGAAAUAAAGGCAGCAAAGGUGUUGCUGGAAAACCGGGAGCUCGAGGCCUGAAGGGAAAACGCGGAUCUCGUGGGAGUCCAGGAAAACCAGGUCAAGGUGGCACUGAUGGUUUACUUGGAGUGCAAGGCAACGAGGGAGAUCCGGGUAACAGAGGACAUGGAGGACCCCUGGGACAACCAGGAGAGCCUGGCAGGCCACGUCCAGCAGGAGCUCCGGGCUUUCAGGGGGAACCAGGAGUGACUGGGAUAAAGGGUUCCUCUGGAGAAUCAGGAGAACCUGGACCUUCUGGACCCGUUGGACCAAGAGGGAUUCCUGGACUCGGGGGUGAAAAGGGACACGUUGGUCUUCAAGGACCAAAGGGAACGUCGGGUAUCCGUGGAAUCCCAGGAGUCGGAGGAACACCAGGACUGAAGGGGGAACCAGGUGUUAUAGGACCUAAAGGCCAGGCAGGUGUGAACGGUGCACAGGGUGAUGUGGGUCCUCGUGGUCCUCCAGGUCAGCUCGGACUUCCCGGUCUUACUGGCAUUUUAGGGAAGAAGGGACUGAAGGGAGCGAGAGGAUCCUCAGGACCGAAAGGAAGGAAAGGACAAAGAGGAGAACCGGGGAAACCAGGACCUCCUGGAGGCACCACAGAGACCAACAGAGGUGGAACACAAAAUACAAACCAGUUCCGAUCUCAGAGGAGAGAAAGAUCUCAGAACGCAGCUCAGGGGAACGAAAACGCAGAAGAUCCGCCUCGAGGAACUAAAGCGCACCCGGCAUCUACGUGCAGGGAACUCACACUCGAUCGUCCUCACCUGGAAGACGGAUUUUAUUACGUGGAUCCGAAUCACGGCUGCCCGUUUGAUGCCCUGCACGUUUUCUGUAACUUUACGGCCGGUGGACUCACCUGUGUCUCGCCUGUCCAAUCACAGUUCACAGGAGCGCCGCGUGUGAUGACGGGAAACAGAGGAGUGCAGAGUGACUCCAGGGUCAGAGACUCAGCAUUGGAGUAUUCACAGCUCGAUGUGGUCCAGCUGAGGUUCCUGCGUCUGCACAGUGCUUCUGUUACUCAGGCCCUGAGCGUCUCCUGCUCCUCCGCUCCUCUGCUCACACACCUACAGGUUCGGGGAGAUUCUGGGGCUGAACUCCGUCUCUCCAGCACCGCUGACUCGAGGAACGGCUGCGAGGUUCAGCUAAGAUUUUCAGAAACAGGAGAGAGGAUGAACCUGCUUCCCAUCAGAGAUCUGCACUUAUCAGGAGGAAAACUACCAGGAUCCAGCUUCAGGGCUGAAAUUGGACCUCUGUGCUUUUUAUAGCGCCAUCCAGAGGCACUAAUGAGUCACUGCACUUAAAAUAGAUAAAAUUUGACAAAAUCUAAAUAUAAAUAGCAUAAGUGUAAAUAUGUAUGUGUAUGAUAAAAUGCAGUUUGUCUCUGUCAAAACUUGAAAUGAAUUUAUUUUAACUUUAUAACAUUUUUGGGAGCAAAUUUGAUUUAAACGUUUGACAGUAAAAAGAAAAUCAGUUAAACAGCACAAAUAUUGUUUAUAUUAAUUUAUUUGGUGAGAAUAAAAAUCUUAUAGCAUAAUAAAACUUAUGCUAUAAGUGUUAGA
Molecule: messenger RNA, 4935 nt
Organism: Clarias gariepinus (North African catfish)
Lineage: Eukaryota; Metazoa; Chordata; Actinopteri; Siluriformes; Clariidae
Product: collagen alpha-1(I) chain
Exons: 64
Molecular function (GO): extracellular matrix structural constituent
Source: RefSeq, a predicted model, not a curated record